AUGCAGCCCAUCCUAGAAAUCCGCAGCGUUGAGGCAGGCCAAAUCGACGCUGACAACGAGUCCUCGUUCCCAAUACCUGUCUACACAAGCUCGAUUGCUCUGCAGUGCAACAUUGUCUAUCACAUCUCGUCACGCCUUCUUCUAUCUCGCAAACCUCGGCUUUUGCGACUGUCUAGUCGACAACGUCACCUCUCAUCGCUGAGCUGGCAUGCGCAGCAAAUCGCGGGAACGGCAACGCGCAACGAGUUUGCAGAGCAAUGGGACCCCAUUCUCGUUGCUGGGCUGUUGUGGAUCGCCAGGGACAUGACGCAUCCAUCGCAGCAAGAGUCGCUACUGUCCUGCUUCAGCCAGAUAUCAUCGAGCACGGGAAUAAACUUGGAUGAAGAAGUUCGCACACUCAAGGAUAGAUGGAACGUGUCACAUGUGAGGGGCCAUCAGCUCCCUGGCUGA
This is a messenger RNA of Trichoderma atroviride IMI 206040, 450 nucleotides long. The record is from RefSeq and is a predicted model, not a curated record. Lineage: Eukaryota; Fungi; Ascomycota; Sordariomycetes; Hypocreales; Hypocreaceae.